AUUAAGGUCAUGACGCAACAGGUUCAGGUGGCCCGGACUUCUGCUGUGUGUGUGGAGGCGCAGCUCCAGGGAGCUAUUACCGUCGGCGAGCGCUGUGCUAUACACCCCGGCGCGUCGGUGCUUUCAACUGGCGGCUCUAUCGUUCUUAGCGAACGCUGUUUCGUGGAAGAUGGCGCCGUGUUGGCCAACGACCCUUCUGAAGACAUGAAGAUCGGCAGCGAUAAUCUGUUCGAGAGCGGCUGCGAGGUUCGGAGCCAAAGUGUGGGAAGCGGCAACUGGUUCGAGCCCAAGGCGCGGGCGUUGAAUGGAUCCGUAAUCGGCGAUAACUGCCUUAUCGGUAGCGGCGUCGUGGUAGCAGCGGGCGAGCACGUACCAGACAACUCGAUCCUCGUGGCGGUGCAGACACUGCAGGGCGAAACACGUCGCGUCGUGAGAAAACAGAAGGACUAUCUUAUCAAGACUCACACGGCAUUGAUUCAGAAAUAUGCUGAUAUUUUUCCUAGAGGGUCCAAGAGUCCUUACGCCCUCGAAAAACACCACGAAUUACGGCAAUAACGGAGAAAUAAU
Messenger RNA from Phytophthora infestans T30-4, 567 nucleotides. RefSeq lists its product as uncharacterized. Lineage: Eukaryota; Oomycota; Peronosporomycetes; Peronosporales; Peronosporaceae. Gene Ontology annotation, cellular component: dynactin complex. The coding region runs from base 10 to 555 and encodes 181 amino acids. Gene Ontology annotation, molecular function: dynein complex binding. The transcript has a single exon. Gene Ontology annotation, biological process: mitotic spindle organization. The record is from RefSeq and is a predicted model, not a curated record.